Molecule: messenger RNA, 3883 nt
Organism: Pecten maximus
Lineage: Eukaryota; Metazoa; Mollusca; Bivalvia; Pectinida; Pectinidae
Product: delta-aminolevulinic acid dehydratase-like
Exons: 8
Coding region: 43-1032 (329 amino acids)
Biological process (GO): heme biosynthetic process
Cellular component (GO): cytosol
Molecular function (GO): porphobilinogen synthase activity; zinc ion binding
Source: RefSeq, a predicted model, not a curated record
AGUGCAAAGUUCACGUCGGAAAGGUUAUUUGGAUGAAGAAACAUGGCUAACCACACAGUUCUUCACAGCGGUUAUCACCACCCAGUAUUACGUUCAUGGCAGACAGCUAACACGAGCAUUUGUGCGGAGAAUCUCAUCUACCCCAUAUUUGUCACAGAUGAAGAUGAUGACGUUCAGGAGAUCACCAGUAUGCCAGGCCAGGCACGGUAUGGAGUCAAUCGUCUUCAGGAAGCAUUGGAACCAAUGGUCAAGAAUGGAUUAAAGACUGUCUUAAUAUUCGGCGUACCCAGCAAAAUCAGAAAGGACAAUGUUGGUACGGCUGCUGAUUCCCAAAGUACACCAGCUAUAGUGGCCACUCGUCUGCUGAGGAAGUGUUUCCCAGAUCUGCUCAUAGCCUGUGAUGUGUGUUUGUGUCCCUACACGUGCCAUGGCCACUGUGGUGUGAUGAGGGAGGAUGGAAGUCUGGAUAAUGAGGCCAGCAUUAAGAGACUGGCAGAGAUAUCACUAGCCUACGCCAAAGCAGGAUGCCAUAUCAUUGCCCCGUCAGAUAUGAUGGAUGGGAGAGUUGGGGCCAUAAAGGAUCUCCUUCACAAAGAAGGUCUGGGUAACCGAGUGUCAGUUCUCAGUUACAGUGCAAAGUUUGCCUCCUCAUUCUACGGACCAUUCAGAGAUGCUGCCAAAUCUGCUCCAUCAUACGGAGACAGAAAGUGUUACCAGUUGCCACCCGGAUCUGUAGGUCUAGCUGAAAGGGCUGUGGAUCGUGAUGUUGCCGAGGGAGCAGAUAUGUUGAUGGUGAAGCCUGGCCUAGCCUACUUAGAUGUGGUCAGGAUGGUCAAGGCAAAGUAUCCAACCCAUCCUUUGGCCAUAUACCAGGUGUCUGGGGAAUAUGCUAUGCUUUACCAUGGUGCUAAAGCAGGAGCCUUUGACCUGAAGACGACUUUGAUGGAAGUGCUGACCAGUAUGAGAAGAGCUGGGGCAGACAUCCUCAUCUCGUACUACACUCCGCAGGUGCUGGAGUGGAUCAGUAAAUAGACUUAAAGUUGUGUGGUAAACAAACAAAUCUGAUGUCAUUCAGAUGUUACUGAGACAUGCUGAUUUAAAACCAUAUCGUUAAUUCUGAUGCGAAUCUUUUGAAUUUUCUGUACAUCAUGAAUUUAAAAAGAAUUCUGUUAAAAAUGUUAGUACAGAUUAAUUUAUUCAUCAUAUUAAAUCCAACAAUGUUUUCCUCCCUACUGACAUGUAUGGAAUGAAAGUCCCGUUAAGUGAAUGUAUGAGUCUGUUAAUUAUGGACGUCUAUAAAUAGCUGUUUGCUAGAUUACGAGAUAACAUUAUCAUCUGUUAGACUAAGUAUUGUUUUAUCUACUUACCUAUAUAUGGGGAAGGUAGAUCAUCACAUGAAUCUUGGCACUGUACAGCUGAUGGUUGUAAUGUUUUCUGUUUUAUUGAAACAGGAUUAAAUUUAACCACCUCUACAGAAAGUAUUUCACCCUGGUAUUAAAAUUAUAUUGUUAUUUCAUAACGUAUGUACUUUUCAUGGACAUGUACUCUAUAUAGCUAUGGACCAAGUACAAAAUUAACUAUUUUCUGUGAUAAAUUUCAUUUUCAUCCUGUUAUAUCAAAAUAUAAUUGAUAUAAAAUUUUCAUGUUGCAUUUUUAAUAUUAAACUUAUAUAUACUUAGAUGUAUGGUCACAGAUAAUGGUGAUAAGUUACACAAUGAUAAUACUGUGUUGUAAUCUGAUAUAAGCAUAGAUAUAAAUAAAUAUAGGCUGUUUACUUAAUCAGAAAGUAGACACUUCAUAUAAACGGAGGUUUUACCUCAUGCGAUUCAGGAAUUUAUUGAAAAUGUGAAUGAAAUAAAUAAUGUAACAGGUGUAUAAAACCACAAAACCAUUUUUUCAGUGAAGACAUUUUUAAUUCAUGAUCAUUUUAUUUUCUCAUUUUGAGUAAAAAUAGGGAAAAGUAUAGACCCGAAAAAUAACUGCCUUUAAUUUAUUAUUUAUAAAAUUAUACUUAAUCUAGUUCCCUCGGUGAACAAGGGAAAAAUGGGAGGUUGAUAAGUAUGGGUAGUGUAUAUUGCAUUAUGUUACCAACAAACUCUCUGGUGUAAAAUUGCAGUGCAGGAACAUGGUAUAAAAUAUUAAUGUAAGAACAUAUUUCUGACCAACUCAUAAUUUAGUAUACAUGACUGAUGCUGAUUUUUGUUUUUCCCAAUCAGAAUUAGAAUGUGCCAUAUACAUGUACAUGACAUAGGUUGAACACCUGACAAUUUAAUCUGUAUCAUCAAAACACAUAUCAAAUGUGAUUCUAAUAGGAGUUGGAUAGCAUAGCUUUACAUAGCAUAAAUGGAACAUGAUUCUUUGGCUCAGGAGGUAGAACUGAGGAUUGUCACUUUGUUAUGAUCACAGUUAUAGUGGUAGUGUAUAGAUGAUAAACAGUUCACACCAUGAGUUAAAACGCUAAGUACAUUGUAUUUGAUGAUACAUUGUAUAACUUCUCAGUUGAUACAAUUACAAGUCAGCUGGUGGUGGCUUUAUUUAAAACACAAGACCAUGACAAACCCUUAAAAUAAGUAUAGUAAGUCUAAUAAAAGAGUGUUUUAUUGUGAUGUACAUGUUAUUUUUCUUAUAUUUGUCUUGUGCUGUGUCACAUGAGUGUAAGUACUGUAUGUUUGAUCAGUGCACAUAAAAAGUUGGGAACAAAUGAUUGGCUUCCGAAAAAAUAACCUUCAUUGUAUAAUGAUUGAGAGUGAGCAGGGGAAAAAUGACCCUGUAAAUGUGCCUCAUUUGGUUUGAUAAAUGUUUAAUAUCUUAUAUUUGAAGAAUUUAUUUAUAUUUUAUUAUAUAAUGUAUUUUAUUAUAAAUACGUAGAGAAUAAUAUUGAUAUUGUACAUGUAUUAAGUGAUGCAUAUUAAAAGUAUGAAAUAUAUAGAUUAAUCAGAAUUUUUAAUUCAUACUGAUAAUAGACGAUCAGUUUAGAAAGACAUAAACUAUAAAAGACAUAAUUCAACGUUUGUACUAGUGAUUACUUUGAUUUUGUUAUUUUUUAACAGUAAGAUUCUACAUGUACAAUGCAAUACCAAUAGUGAUUAUCUAUGCCCGACGACCAGACUUAUUGUGUUGGAAUUGUUUGUUAAAUGUCUAUAUUUCUCCCUCUUUUUUUUGUCUUUGUUUGGAUCAUUUAAGAACAUAUUUUUUGUUUUCAAUAUUAAUGAUUUAUUGUCAUGUUUGGAGAGAUAGUUUUAGGUACUGUUAUUUCCUUUUGGUACAAGUGUCCCCCCAGUGUGUGCUGAUAGUGAGAUCUAGUCUAAGUGUUGAUGUAUAUUCCAGGUUAAACAUGUAAUACUACUGGUCGUUAUACAUGUCUACAACAUCAAUAACUAAUCUGAUGAUAGGAUGGAAUGGUAGUAGAUAAUUAUUAUCUUGAUGUCUUAUUUGACAUGUUAUAUAUACCUUAGGCCAUUUACGGUACACAUAGUAACACAUACCUAUAUUAUUAACAACAUGAAAAUAGUAAUAUGUUUAACCUUAAUAUAAUCUGGCCCAAAGACCAGACAUUAUAUAUUUUGAUAUACAGAUGUCUGGUCUCAACUUCUAAGUUAUUUACAUUUCCAGAAAUGCAAUAUUGAAAUAGGUCAGUUACAAAUCAGUAUAUGUCUGUCAAAGUGUCUGGCCUUUGGGCCAGAGGAAACUCUGGUUAUUAUGUGUUCUUUAAAUUUCCAGGAUGCAAUAUCAAAACUAGUUAGUAACAUCUCAAUACUAAUGUAUAAAAAUAUGAAAUUAAAAUAUUUAUUACGUUUGUUGUAUGGAGAUGAACACCACUAAUAUUUUGAUAGUGUAAUAAUUGCAGUGUUCAAGAAGUAAUAAAUAAAUUUGUUGAUUCUUA